AUGGUUUCGAUAUCGCAACGCCAGAUCUUCAUUGUGGUCGGUGUGCUUUUCCAUUUCUACUACCUAUGGCUGAUUUUCGACAUCUAUUUCGUGUCCCCGUUGGUGCAUGGAAUGGAUCAGCACAAGUCAACAUCUGAGCCUCCGGCCAAAAGAUUGUUCUUGAUUGUUGGCGAUGGGUUGAGAGCAGACAAGACCUUCAAAAAGCUCUUGCAUCCUGGAACCGGCGAGGAGAAGUAUUUGGCUCCUUACUUGCGCUCUUUGGUGGAAAAAGAGGCUACCUGGGGUAUUUCCAACACCAGAAUGCCUACUGAAUCACGUCCAGGCCACGUUGCCAUGAUUGCUGGUUUUUACGAGGAUGUCAGUGCUGUGACGAAGGGGUGGAAGGAAAAUCCAGUUGACUUUGACUCGUUUUUCAACCAGUCUACUCACACAUAUUCGUUCGGCUCGCCCGACAUCUUGCCCAUGUUUGCCUAUGGUGAUAAUGUGGUGCCCGGCAGAAUUGAUGUGUGCAUGUACGGCCAUGAGUUUGAAGAUUUCACACAGAGCUCGAUUGAACUUGACUCGUUCGUGUUUAAGCAUUUCGAUGAGUUGAUGGACCAGUCUGCCACAAACCAGACGCUACACGACGAGUUACAUCAAGACGGUAACGUGUUCUUCUUGCACCUCUUGGGCCCUGACACUGCAGGCCACGCCUACAGACCAUACUCUGCCGAAUACUACGAUAACAUCGAGUAUAUCGACAAGCAGCUUGAAAAGUUGAUUCCCCGGAUUCACGAAUUUUUCGGUGAUGAAGAGUCCGCUUUCGUUUUCACUGCCGACCACGGUAUGUCUGACUUCGGCUCUCACGGUGACGGCCAUCCCGACAACACAAGAACUCCCUUGAUUGCCUGGGGUGCUGGUGUCAAUAAGCCUGUCCUCGCCGACGACGCUCAAAAAGCGAAACAAGACCCUGUUGUUAGCGGCUAUGAGGCUGAUUAUUUCGAUACUUGGGAAUUCGACCAUUUAGCCCGUCACGAUGUCAACCAAGCUGACAUUGCUUCCUUGAUGGCCUACUUGAUUGGUGCCAACUACCCUGCAAACUCCGUUGGCGAAUUACCUUUGCCCUACAUUGAUGGUUCUGCAGUCAGUAAAGUCAAGGCCUUAUACGAGAACGCAUUAGCUGUGCUGGAACAAUACCUUGUCAAGGAAAGUGAGGUUUACGACCACCAGUUCCAGUACAAACCAUAUGAUCCCUUCGUGAAGAAGCCUAUCGCUCAAUACAAGGUCGAGAUCCCUCUCCUUAUUGAUCAGCUCGAGGCUAAUCCAACCGAAGCUAUCGAGGCCGAGGCUAUUGCCCUUACUGAAGAGCUCAUGAAGGCAUCCUUGGAUGGCUUGAACUACUUGCAAACAUACAACUGGCUUUUGUUGCGUUCCAUCGUCACUCUUGGCUUCUUUGGCUGGAUCGCUUACUCAUUCAAUGUGUUCUUGAAACUCUUCAUUCUUAAAGAUUUUGAACAGCCUCCCCCAUCCACGAAGCUUCUCGUUGCAUUCGGUGGCAUUGCCUUGGGAAUCAAUUACUUAUUGUUUUACCAGCACUCGCCAUUCAACUACUACAUGUACGCAGCGUUCCCAAUCUACUUCUGGUACACGCUCUUCAAUGAGAGUGGCCUCUUCUUCAAGGGCUUGCAUAAUUUCUUGUUUGGUAUUUCAGGCCCAGUGAAACUCUUUACAUUGGCCAGUUUCCUCGGAAUGUACGAGGGCAUUGUCUACGGCUUCUUCAACAGAAUCAUCUUUUCGGUGAUUUUCGUCUUGAUUGGACUCUAUCCAUUCAUUGUCCUGCGGAAACUUGAACUCAAGGUCCUGUUGCCAUGGCUUUUGAGUUGUUGCAGCAUGUGCAUCUUCACGAACUUGGACGCUGUCAAGGUAGAGAGCUUGUGGCAGAUCAAUGUCAGUGCUGUUGCAGCCCUUGUGGUUGGUGUCUUGGGCGCCAAGAAGGUAUUCGAGCGUGGUGUUAGUCUGUACAACAAGAGACUCGUGGCUGCUCAAAUAGUGACGGCCAUUUUCACCUUGUAUGCGACAAAUGUGUCAGUGGUGUCCUUGCAGGCCAGGGAAGGUUUACCAGUGUACUCCCAGAUUCUUGGCUGGAUCACAUUUUUGGUUUCACUUUUCGUGCUUCCAACGCUAUACACCCUUCGCCCAUCCACCGAUUACCAGCUCAGACUUUUGAUUAUUUACUUGACCUUCGUGCCAACGUUUAUCAUCUUGACCAUUUCGUUUGAGCUUUUCUUUUACGUUGGAUUUUCGUUGGUUUUGUUGCAAUGGUUGAACAUCGAGACCCAAUUGAAGAUGACUCCUCAAGAGCUCGAAAAGUCCAAACGCAACAGUCUCAAUUUGCCGGAAGGCUACUGGUUACAGACGAUCCGUGUUUCCAUUGUCGGUUUCUUUUUCUUACAAUUUGCAUUCUUCGGCACUGGUAACGUUGCAUCCAUCUCGUCCUUCUCCUUGGACUCCGUCUACAGAUUGAUUCCAAUCUUCGACCCCUUCCCUAUGGGAGCUCUUCUCAUGCUCAAAUUGGUCAUUCCAUACAUUCUUUUGUCAUCGUGCUUUGGCAUCAUGAACCACCAGCUUGAAAUCAAGAAGUUCACCAUUUCAACCCUCAUCAUCUCCACUUCAGACUUUUUGUCGUUGAACUUCUUCUACCUUGUCAAAACCGAGGGCUCAUGGCUCGACAUUGGCGUCACCAUUUCCAAUUACGUAUUGGCCAUUCUUUCCUCGCUUUUCAUGCUUAUUCUUGAGCUUGUGAGUACCAUCAUCUUGAAGGGUGUUGAGUUUGAGAGUGACGAGCUUAAGGAAAAGAAGCAGCAGGAGAAGAUCCAGCAAAUUGUCGACGACGAGACGCCGAUCAGUGAGAGAGUCAGAAGAAGAAAGCGGGCUUGA
Candidozyma duobushaemuli is the source of this 2916-nucleotide messenger RNA. It is a transcript of the gene MCD4, whose product is annotated as mannose-ethanolamine phosphotransferase. The coding region runs from base 1 to 2916 and encodes 971 amino acids. Gene Ontology annotation, biological process: GPI anchor biosynthetic process. Lineage: Eukaryota; Fungi; Ascomycota; Pichiomycetes; Serinales; Metschnikowiaceae. Gene Ontology annotation, cellular component: endoplasmic reticulum membrane. The record is from RefSeq and is a predicted model, not a curated record. The transcript has a single exon. Gene Ontology annotation, molecular function: mannose-ethanolamine phosphotransferase activity.